AACUGCUACUAGAAAAGUGAAGGAAGAAAGAGAGAGAAACAUUGAUUUAGAGAGAGAGAGAGAGAGUGUAGCCACCUUGGAGACAGGAAAACAAACUCAAUUUGUUUGGUUUUUCUUUACAUGUUCUGUAAAAUUCCUGUUCUUAAACUUCCAAUGAUUUUUCCAUUAAUUUAGAAGGAAAAAAAACAUUUUUUUUUAAUGUUGGUGUGAUCCAAAACUUGUUCAGUUUCUUGUUUCUCUGACAAUGUUGUUGGAACAAUAGCAUUUAUUCUUCUUCUGUUACUGACACUUGAGUUUGAGAAACCUCUUUUGUUUUUACUUUGGCUGUUGCUUUAACCUUCUUUCAUAAUCAUUCAUGGCUUCAAAAUCCAGAUCUGGUUUAUCUGAAACACUCCCCAACAAAGCAUCAUCUCCAGCUACUCCUAACAAAGCUACUCCAGCAUCAACUCUCAGCAAAGUACCACCAGCAACUCCAAACAAAACAUCACCUGCUACUCCAAGAGUUAGUAAGCUCGGCAGAGGGGUAUCUAAACCGGAAUCUGAGUCGCCUUCACCUUUGCAAACUUCGCGCCUUUCUGCGGAAAAAGCAUCACCACGAUCUUUGAAUUCAAAGCCAAUUGCUGAGAGGAAAUCACCGAGACCUACCACACCAGCUGAUAAGCAUACCCCAAGAGCUGUUGCAAAGAGUUCAGAAUUGCAGACACAGUUGAAUGUCGCUCAAGAAGACCUAAAGAAAGCAAAGGAACAGCUGAUUCAGGCUGAGAAAGAGAAGGAAAAAGCUAUAAAUGAGCUGAAAGAAGCACAAAGAUUGUCUGAGGAAGCAAAUGAGAAACUUAGGGAGGCAAUGGUGGCUCAAAAGCGUGCUGAAGAUGAUUCUGAGAUUGAGAAGUUCCGAGCUGUUGAGCUGGAACAGGCUGGAAUUGAAGCUGCUCAGAAGAAGGAAGAAGAAUGGCAGAGAGAGCUUGAAAGUGUGAGGAACCAGCAUGCUUUGGAUGUGUCUGCUCUUCUCGCCACCACUAACGAGCUUCAGCGAGUUAAGCAAGAACUUGUUAUGACUUGUGAUGCAAAGAACCAGGCACUGAGUCAUGCCGAUGAUGCAACUAAAAUUGCCGAGCUUCAUGUAGAGAAAGUGGAGAUUCUUUCGGCUGAACUGAUACGUUUGAAGGGCUUACUAGAUUCAAAGCUGGAAACCGAGGCUAGUGAAAACAAUACUGUAUUGGAGCUGCAAACAGAGAUAGAAGCUCUUAAGCACGAACUUGAAAAGGCAAAGGGUUACGAUGAAAAGUUGGCAGAGAAAGAGACUUUGAUUGAACAACUUAAUGUGGAGUCUGAAGCUGCUAAGAUGGCUGAAUCUUAUGCGCGUAGUGUGCUGGAUGAGUGCAGAAAAAAGGUUGAGGAAUUAGAAAUGAAGGUUGAAGAAGCAAAUCAGUUAGAGAGAUCUGCGUCAUUGUCCUUGGAAACUGCAACGAAACAGCUAGAAGGAAAAAACGAACUGCUGCAUGAUGCAGAAUCUGAAAUUUCUAGUCUUAAAGAGAAAUUGGGAAUGUUGGAAAUGACAGUUGGGAGGCAAAGAGGAGAUCUUGAGGAUGCAGAGCGUUGUCUUCUUGCGGCCAAGGAAGAAAAUAUUGAAAUGUCGAAGAAGAUUGAAUCUCUCGAGUCAGAGAUUGAGACAGUUAGUAAAGAGAAGGCUCAAGCUUUGAACAAUGAAAAACUUUCAGCUUCAAGUGUGCAAACCCUAUUAGAAGAGAAAAACAAACUUAUCAAUGAAUUGGAGAUUUGUAGAGAUGAAGAAGAAAAGACCAAAUUGGCAAUGGAUAGCUUAGCUUCUGCGUUACAUGAAGUAUCCGCAGAAGCUAGAGAUACCAAAGAAAAACUAUUAGCCAACCAAGCUGAACACGAAAGCUAUGAGACUCAGAUUGAAGAUUUAAAGUCGGAUUUAGAAGCUAGCAAAGAAAAAUACGAGUCCAUGCUUAAUGAUGCACAUCAUGAGAUUGAAGAUUUAAAGUCGGAUUUAGAAGCUAGCAAAGAAAAAUACGAGUCCAUGCUUAAUGAUGCACAUCAUGAGAUUGAUGUUCUUACAUCUAGUAUUGAAAAUUCUAAGAUGGAUAUUUUGAACUCCAAGGCAGAGUGGGAGCAGAAAGAACACGAUCUUGUCGAGUGCAUAAAGAGAACUGAAGAAGAAAACUCGUCGUUGGGAAAUGAAGUAAAUAGGUUGAUUUCUUUACUGAAAAAAACCGAGGAAGAAGCCAAUGUGAAAAGAGAGGAAGAAACUCAACUGAAGGAGAAUAUGAAGGAAGUUGAAGCUGAGGUGAUCCACCUGCAGGAAGCACUUAAAGAAGCACAAGCUGAGAGCAUGAAGUUGAAGGAGAGUUUAUUGGAUAAAGAAAACGAGUUUCAGAAUAUUUUUCAAGAAAACGAGGACCUCCGAUCAAGGGAAUCAGCUACCAUCAAGAAGGUGGAGGAGUUAUCUAAGUCGCUCGAAGAAGCUACAACACGAAACACAAAUGAGGAAAAUGGUGAUCUUUCUGAUAGCGAGAAGGACUACGAUUUGCUUCCUAAAGUAGUAGAAUUCUCAGAAGAGAAUGGUCAUGGAGGAGAAGGCGGCAUAUUUAAGGAAGAGCUUUCGGUUUCGGCCAAAGAAGAAAACAUUGUUUUGGACGACAAGUUUGAAAAAACAGAAUCUCCAAAACCUGAGAAUGUGAAUGGAAAACUGAAGGAAGAAGAUGAGAGGAAGGAAAAAGAUGAUUCUGUUGAAUUGAAAAUGUGGGAGAGCUGCAAGAUAGAGAAAAAAGAGUUUUCGCCAGAGAAAGGAGCAGAACCAGAAGAAUCCUUUGAAGAGGAAGUUGAAUCAAAGACAGAUGGUGGUGAGACAAAUGGAGCAUCUGUGACAGAGAACAUUGGUGAUGGUGGAAGCUCACCAACAAAGGAACAAGUGAUCAAGAAGAAGAAGAAGCCUUUGCUUGGCAAGUUUGGAAGCCUGUUGAAGAAAAAGAGUGGUAGCAAUAGCAACCACAAAUAGAACAAUACUUUGCUUUUGAUGGUAUAUUUGAACAUUAAAGUGUUUGCAUGUAUUUUGGUUUAUUGUGAUUUUUUGCUUCUUGGAAUAGGUUUUUAAAGAAUGAAGAGGCUUGUAAUAUUGUUUAGGAUUCUUUCUCUGAUCACUUCUUUUGAGUUGCACACUUUUGCAUGUUGGCUGUGAAUUGAAUGUGAUGAUGGAAUUCUAAUUUUUUGUUUUCCACUUUA
Medicago truncatula (barrel medic) is the source of this 3243-nucleotide messenger RNA. Its product is annotated as WEB family protein At3g02930, chloroplastic. Gene Ontology annotation, biological process: reciprocal meiotic recombination. The transcript is spliced from 3 exons. Bases 356 to 3019 code for a protein of 887 amino acids. NCBI's taxonomy places the organism in Eukaryota, Viridiplantae, Streptophyta, Magnoliopsida, Fabales, Fabaceae. The record is from RefSeq and is a predicted model, not a curated record.